GGAGUUGCUAUUUACCAAGUCUUAUUCAUGACUAAGUUAUUUCAUUUGCAAGACUUUUCCAUAAAAUUUGUAAAGAAAACAUUACAAUUUGAUUCAAAUUUCGUUGAUUAGUGACGCUAGUCCUGCCAUUUAAUCCAAAAGGGUCAAGAAUAAAGCUUAUUACUAUUAGUAUUAGAAGAAAGUUUAUUACUAUUAGACGACCACCACCUUGAAUAAAGCUUUCCCUCUCCAUUGAUCAUAACCCCAAACAACAUGGCUUCCUACACCUCCAACUACCUACGUCUCCUUUCCUUCACCAAGCGCUUGUCAUCAUAUGUGAACCAAGGUCGUCAUGACCAAGCCCUUUCUCUUUUCCACCACAUACAAGCCUCACUUGCCCUUGCUCUCGACCCCCAUGUCUUCUCUAUCGUCCUCAAGUCCUGCGCAGCCAUUCACCGCCCACAACUUGGCACCGCUAUCCAUGCCCAUAUCGCCAAAUCCUCCUUCCUCUCAAACCCAUUUGUCGCGUCUGCUCUUGUUGACAUGUAUGGUAAAUGCAUCUCAAUUUUGCCUGCACGCAACUUGUUUGAUGAAAUUCCUCAGAGAAACGUUGUGGUGUGGAAUGCCAUGAUAUCGCUUUAUACACAUUCUAAUCGUGUUCCUGAUGCUUUAAAAUUAUUCCAACUCAUGGACAUUGCGCCCGAUGUGUCAACUUAUAAUUCAAUUAUAGCGGGUUUGGCAGAGUUGGAUGAUGGGUCAUUUAAGGCGAUUGCUCUUUAUCGGAAAAUGAGGGAAAUGGGGUUGAUUCCAAAUGUAAUUACGCUUCUUGCUCUAUUACCCACUUGCAUAGGUGUGGCGGCUUUGAAUUUAAUUAAGGAAAUUCAAAGUUAUGCAAUUAGAAAUGACAUUGAUUCCCAUCCACAGUUGAGUAGUGGCCUAGUAGAGGCCUAUGGGCGAUGUGGGUGUCUUGUAAAUGCACAUAAUGUGUUUUGGGGUAUGAAGGAAAGAGAUGUGGUUGCAUGGAGCAGCAUAAUAUCAGCAUAUGCACUUCAUGGGAAGGCAAGAACUGCACUGGAAAUGUUUCAACAAAUGGAAUUGGCAAAAGUGCAGCCUGAUGGAAUCACUUUCCUUGGGGUAUUAAAAGCUUGUAGCCAUGCAGGAUUAGCUGACGAAGCAAUGGAUUACUUUGCUAGAAUGCGUACAGAUUAUGGCGUGGAAGCAAGUAGUGAUCACUAUUCAUGUUUAGUAGAUGCGUUGAGCAGAGCCGGGAGACUAUAUGAGGCAUAUCAGGUGAUACGAGAAAUGCCAGUUAAGGUGACUGCAAAAGCUUGGGGUGCUCUUCUUGGGGCAUGUCGGACUUAUGGAGAGUUAGAGCUUGCAGAGAUUGCAGGGAAAGCUUUGUCUGAGAUUGAACCUGAUAAUCCUGCCAACUAUGUGCUGUUGGCUAGAAUAUAUGCUAGCCAAGGGAGACAUGAGGAAGCUGAAAGAAUGAGAAGUGAAAUGAAGGAGAAGGGAGUGAAGGCUGCCCCUGGUAGUAGUUGGAUAGUUUAUCAGGAUUGAUGACAGUGACCUUUGAACUACUUUUUUUUUUCCCCUGCUGAAGAGGGAUGAACGUGCAAGAUAUAUUAAUUACUUCAGAGUUCAGACAGUGUGCAAAAGCCUCCACUUGAUACAAUCAUGCAGAGCCGAAACCAUCCCAACAAUGACUAACAUAUGGCGCUAUGGUGUGAGAAUCAGUUUUGCCUCAGUUUUUAUGGCUUUUGUAGAAAGGGUGCGGUGUCUACAAGUAGCUUACUAGAAUGCCAAGAUCAAGGUGUGCAGGACAGACAAAUUUUUCUUUUAUCGCCAAGUCGUCAAGAGAGGUUCAGCAUUUUCUCGUUCACUGCUACAGCUCUCCAUAUCAAAAUCAACAAAUGAAUCAAUGUUUAGGGGUAAGAGAAGCAUUAAGGAAGACCAAACUGCUUGGUUUGCGGGUUUAUCAUCCUAACUAGCAGCAAAUAGGCAGAGGUUGUGCGCAAACUCCAGCAUUAUGCACAACAAGGCUUACAAUUUUUUGUCUAUACAGUCCAUAGGAAAUCUUGACUGAAACA
This is a messenger RNA of Quercus lobata, 2069 nucleotides long. Its product is annotated as Tetratricopeptide repeat (TPR)-like superfamily protein. Gene Ontology annotation, biological process: RNA modification. Gene Ontology annotation, molecular function: protein binding; RNA binding. The transcript is spliced from 2 exons. Lineage: Eukaryota; Viridiplantae; Streptophyta; Magnoliopsida; Fagales; Fagaceae. The record is from RefSeq and is a predicted model, not a curated record. Bases 253 to 1539 code for a protein of 428 amino acids.